This is a messenger RNA of Octopus bimaculoides (California two-spot octopus), 1319 nucleotides long. Its product is annotated as G protein-coupled receptor dmsr-1-like. The record is from RefSeq and is a predicted model, not a curated record. Gene Ontology annotation, cellular component: plasma membrane. NCBI's taxonomy places the organism in Eukaryota, Metazoa, Mollusca, Cephalopoda, Octopoda, Octopodidae. Gene Ontology annotation, biological process: G protein-coupled receptor signaling pathway. Gene Ontology annotation, molecular function: G protein-coupled peptide receptor activity.
CAAGAAAUUAUGUCGGCCAUAACACAUUCUCCGAUGUAUCCUUCAGACAUGUUUAGUGAAGAUAAUUCAACACAGAUCCUUUUCUAUGAUAAUGCCACCAACAUAACAGAAGACGAAUUACCUCUUGAUACAAAUAAUUUAUUAGUGGCUUAUCACUACUGGUACGCAGGCAUUCAUGGUUAUGUAGCUUCCAUCGUCUGCAUAUUUGGAGUCAUCACGAAUAUUCUCAACAUUAUUGUACUGACAAGAAAAAAUAUGAUUUCUCCGUCAAAUAUAAUCCUGACUGGACUGGCCAUUAGCGAUGGGCUUACAAUGGCUCUCUACUUCCCAUUUGCUUUAAACAAUUAUGUCAUCUAUGGACCAGAUUCUCCAGAAAGUCGUGACAGUAUUGGUGAUGCCCGCUUUUUAUUUGCCUACGCCGUAUGUAGCGUUGUUGUACAUUCCAUUUCAAUUUGGUUGACAGUUACGUUGGCUCUGUUCCGGUACAUUUUCAUUAGGUAUCCACGCAAAGGCACCUAUUUGUGCAGUAUACCAAGGGCUAAAUUGGCUGUAAUUCUAGUGACCAUAGUUACCACUAUAGUAUGUGUUCCUAAUAGUGCAACGUUAGAAAUCAAGUGCGAUGCCGGACAAAAUUCAACAAUGUGGUAUGUUGAUUUUAGGGAGAAUAAUGAAGCUGAGAGAAUUCUCAAGAAGAUGAACUUUUGGGUGCAAGCAUUUAUCCUUAAGCUGUUACCCAGCUUACUCUUGACAGUUUUGAGUAUAUUACUCGUGAAAACCAUGCAAGAUGUUGAGGUAAGACGGAAGAGGCUGUUAAGUCGAAGUGGCAGAACAGAUGACGACAGCGGUCGAGAAAGGAAAACUAAUCGAACUACGAAGAUGUUACUGACAGUUGUAGUGCUGUUCCUCAUAACAGAAACCCCCCAUGGUAUAUUUAUACUGAUUGGAACUUUUAACUCUUUCUUCCAGAAUUACUACGUGUAUUUGGGAGAUACCCUUGAUAUUCUCACACUCAUUAACAACGGCAUCAACUUCGUAUUGUAUUGCACAAUGAGUAAACAGUUUAGAGAGACAUUCAUCAGAAUAUUUUUCAAAUCUUUCAUUGCUACAGAUGUCGGCCAAUUGCAGCUGGUGUCAACCCAGGCUACUAGGUACUCGGAAGUAUGAUCUAACUCUCCUGGUGCAGUUAUAUCAUAACGAAGAGCACAGUUAUGAUUUGAUGAAAAGUUAAGCAACUUAAAGUAGACAAAUACAGGAUUAGUUCACUUUCAGUAAACAUUCUUACGCCAGUCAUCCAGUCAUUUCAGUUUCCUGAUCAACAA